Messenger RNA from Enterospora canceri, 1848 nucleotides. The record is from the annotation of a GenBank genome assembly. NCBI's taxonomy places the organism in Eukaryota, Fungi, Microsporidia, Enterocytozoonidae.
AUGAGUGACAAUGGUGUUGAGGGUGUUGAGAAUACUAAUAGUAAUGACAGUGACAACAUUGAGAACAAUGUCAAUGUCAAUACUGAAAAUGACAGCACUAAAAAUGACAACAUUUGUGGUGCUGAACAACUUGAUAAAGACGGCCCUGAAAUGGUCGUUGAGCCUGAGAAGAGCGACAAUCUCAGUGGAAUCAAAGCAGGUGCCAUCAGUGCUGCCACUGCUGCGAUCAUGACACUCUGCGACUUCAUUUCGUUUGGAAAAGACCUGUUCAAGGCGGAUGACUCUCGUGGAUCCGAUGUCUUUGGUGAAAUGUGUCGUACACUGAGCCUGGUUGCAUUUUGUGCUGGCACCGUCCUAAGCAACGUCGUCUUCAACUUCGCAAGCAGCCUGAACACGGCCUUCGUUGCCGGCGUGAUCCUCGAGGCCAAACAGUCGUUCAACUCGAUCUCAGGCGCCUGCCACCGAAUUGUGGCGCGUGAGCUGACGAAGCAGAACGCGAAUGCGUCUGAUGACGUCAUCGCGGCGCAGUCUGCGCUCUGCACGUGGGUCGUCUGCUCGUUCACGACGCUGCUCUUCGCAGGCGCCUCUGGGCUCGUCGCCCAAAAGAAGCUUGGAAAUGCGUGCAAGAAGGUGCCACUUCUUGCGGUGAAUGCGGUGAUGCUUGCGAUUGGGCUGUUUAUGCUCAAAGACCCAAUCAGCGACGCAAAGGAGCUCUUUGAGCGGGUGAAGGAGGCAAAGACGGCCGCUGGGGAGAAGACGGAUCUCUGGGCAGUGAAGAGCUACGGAUACGUCGCACUGGUGCUCGGGCUGGCUGCGGUGGUCUGGGCCAUCGACAACUUCGCCCCAUUUCAGUUUCUGCUUCCAGCAGCGGCUGUCGCCGUUGCUGCUGCCGUCCACCUCGUCUGGCACCUCAGUCUCAAGAAGGAGGCGCCCCUUUUCAAACCGGUCUUCUUCACCGGUGCCCUAAACACGGGUGUCUCAGCCAUUUUCAAGUUCACUGAUCAAACGACGACUGGAGUUGAUUUUGGGAUGAUCAUCAGCUGCCUCCUCGAGAACAUCGGUGAAAUCAUCACCGUCACGAUAUUCAACAUGAUCCACAUCAACGUGAAUGUGCCAUCAUUCGUCAGCUGCACCGGGAAGGAGGGAGACUACGACCUGAACAGGGAGUGGAAGGCACAGGCACUGAGUAACGCAGCCACCUCAGUCGUCGGGUUUCCUUCCUACUUCGUCAACUGCUACUCGCUUCUGGUGGCGAAACUGGGCUGUGGCUACAGCCAAUUUGCCCUGGUAUUCGCAGGCGUCUUUGCUCUCCUGGGAAUCGCCCUACCAUUCGUGGUCGAGUACAUUCCACUUCUCGUAGGCCACGUUCUGCUCUCGUACAUGGGGAUGGUCUUCAUCCAGUGCUACGGCUACGAGCCAUUUAGGGCAAUGAAUGGGACAGAUGCAACAAUUUGGGCAGCAGGCGUCGUUCUCAGCUACUUCUGUUCAACAGCCCUGGGAUUCUGCUUCGUGAUUGCAGCAAUAAGUCUAUCCGUUCUGAAGGCAGCAAUAGCAGGUCGAAAGAGGCAGGUGAAGCCGGUUUAUGGCGACGAAGUCAACUACAACACGCUUAAGUACGUCAAGAUCGACUAUCCAGUCUACUUCCUGACACUCGAUGAGUUUGCAGUCGACCUGCAGUACCUGGAAUCGGGAUUCACCCUCGAUCUCACAGGAUGCUCGUACAUCGACAUGGGCGGGAAUGCGAUGCUCGAGGAGAAGCUCAAUGAGAUCGGAAUCAUCAACGUCUACGGGACACCAGCCAACCUCUACACAAAGAGGCUCCAGAGCAAGAUAAACAUCAUCGCAUAA